This is a messenger RNA of Acaulospora morrowiae, 236 nucleotides long. The record is from the annotation of a GenBank genome assembly. NCBI's taxonomy places the organism in Eukaryota, Fungi, Glomeromycota, Glomeromycetes, Diversisporales, Acaulosporaceae.
AUGGAUAAAGGUGAAUUGGAUGUCAACAGCGUGAAUGUGGACGUGUCGAUGAAUGAUUCAAGUCGUCACAAAAUAAAAGAAAUUACGUUUAGAGAGGAUGAGGUAUUAAGAAGUUUCGGUAUCACGCGACGAGUUACCGCAAAAGCAGCUUUUUCUACAGUAACUAAUAAAGAGACCAUACAAAUAUUGGUGAACGGAACUUUCAUGGAUGCGCCCAUGGUUCUUCGAGUUAAAUG